AUGCCUAUCCAGAUGAAGGAGGUGGAAGUCAGGCCACUCCGAAAGAGAGUUAUCCUGACUCUAUUUAUAGUUCUGACUAUAUCAGCUGGAUUCCUCAGAGUGAUACCCCUAGCUAUCCUCGUCCCUGGCUCGAUGGAAAUGAACAUGACCUGCACUGAAGUUGCAUUCCUGGUGGCCGCCCAUCCUUUAGCCACCAUACCAGCCACAAUGAUGUACCCUCUUAUAAGUGGGUGGAAGUCCAGCAUAUAUAUUCUUACUGUCGGGACAAUUGGAAUGCUGGGAUUUUCUUCAUUCACAUAUGCUCCACUUGCUGGUAGAUUGGGUUACUUCUAUAUCGGCCUUAUUGGUCGUUCAUUGACUGGGGCAGCUGAUGCUUUGAGUAGCAUCAAGAUUGGUAAAGAUGAGGAACUUGUCCCAUUGAUAAAGGAUUCAGCGAGCAAGUGCAAGAAAGAGGAAACUUUGGCAGAGCAGUAUCAGCGUCACUUCUCUUUGGACACUCUUGUCUAUGGAUGGGUUCCCAUGCUGAGUAUUGGGGCGUGCAUUGUGUUUGUGGAGUCUAUUCUGAUACUGAGUAGAAGUGCUAAGACGGAUGUGGCCAUGUCAACUGCUAUGAAUGUUUGGAACAAUGGGUUCAUCUGCCCAAACUGUGAGGAAAAGUUUUCUACUGGUAGAGCUAGGAAUAUACACCAGGUCAGAUGUCAAAACGAGCAGGGUCAUAGCUCACGGGGCAAGAGGAGAAGGGUUAACGAUCCUCCUGGUACAACAAGUGCAGCAAAUGGUUUAUUCAAAAUUAUUGAGUUUUGUUCAAGUCCAGACUCACCACUUGUUGUAGAGACCCUCCACGAAGAAUCUAGUCGUCUUGCUGACAUCAUAGGGUUACAAUUAGAGUUUUACACCUCAGCAAGAUUCUACUUAAGUGUGGUUGUUACAAUGGAGCGUACGAUAAACGAUAAUGAGGAUGGUACAUUCUCUUUUACAAGCUCCCCUGCCUCCAACCUGCUUCCAUCCACAGAAAUCAAUGAUGAGGUCUACCGUCACAUUGAGAUCCUAGCUCAAAAGAUGGACGAAUUUUUACGGAACGGAUCUGGUUGGAUACUGAAGGGGCUUACACAUGCUCACCUAAACAUCACAAAAUACAAUCCCAUGGCGUUUGGAAGACACAUCCCACUUCCUGCAGCUAUUAAAGAACGAAGGGAGACACUCCUUAACAUCCAGAACAACGACAACAUGUGUUUAAAGUGGGUAACAAUAGCAGCUCGACAUCCAUACCCGAAGGAUGAUGGUAAUGCAUCUCGUUUAACAUACUACAAGCAAUUUGAGAACGAGAUUGAUGACACGGGUAUAGUGUGGCCGAUAACACUACAACAGAUACCCAAGUUUGAGUUACUGAAUAGAGUAAGGAUAAAUGUAGUGGGCUAUGACGAGGAUAAUGAGACAGCUCCGUUUUACCCUGUAUAUGUUUCAAAAUCAACACAUGCUGAACAUCUAACGGUUAACACAUUGAUAAUUAGCAACGAAAACACCACACAUUUUGUACUAAUUAAGUCCCUCAACGCCUUACUGAGAAAACCGAACACACGAAAUCUUAAACACCACUGUGUCAGGUGCUUUCACGGGUUUUGUAAGGAGAGUAAUUUGAUUAAACAUCAAGAAAAGUGUAUCAGAUUUCGUGCGCAAGGCACACAGUUUCCAGAGGAUGAUCAUCUGUUUUUCAAAUCGUAUCGGAGAAUGGUGAAAUGUCCUGUUUACAUCGUUGCAGAUUUUGAAUCAUAUCUGAAAGAUGUUGCCGAUCAGAACACGGGACCUUCAGGGGGUACUCAACGAUUGAAGGAACACAGUCCAUGCGGCUUUGCAUACAAGGUGGUGACUGAAUUUGAGGACUACAACCAACCUAUCGUGGUUCAUCGUGAUAACGGAGCAGGCAAUGUUGCUGAGAUGUUUGUCAGCAUGAUGCAUGAGGAAUACGAACGUCUCAGAAAUUUAAUCCAUGCUGAUGAAGAUAUGAAGCCGCUCAGUACAGCACAACGUCGUGCAUUUAAGGCCUCAACAAUCUGUUACCUGUGCAAUGAACUGUUUACUGAAGAUAACGGAAGGGUUAGAGAUCAUGACCAUUACACAGGUGAUUAUAUAGGUGCAGCUCAUUUUACAUGCAACUUUGAAAGAAGAACAGACAAACAUCUUCCAAUCAUUUUCCACAAUUUCCGAGGUUACGAUUCUCACCUCAUUAUUAAGGCUCUAGCAGCACAAACUGAUGAUUUGACUGAUAUAACAAUCAUUCCUAAUUCUAUGGAGAAGUACAUAUCUGUUACAACUAAGGAAUUCAGAUUUAUCGACUCUAUGCAACAUUUGAGUGCAUCCUUGGACAAGUUAACGAAAAACCUAGCUAACGGUGGUCUGGAUAACUUUAAAUGUACUAGAGAUUUUAUCGAUACUGAACAUGAUGGUUGCGAUCAGAAAUUUGAAUUGCUCACUAAAAAAGGAGUUUAUCCAUAUAGUUACAUUGAUGAUGCAGCCAAGUUUGAUGAGGGGCUCCCCCCACAAAGCUGCUUCUACAAUGACAUGACAGAUGAGGCAUUGUCUGAUGAAGAUUAUGUACUAGUACAGGAAGUAUGGUCUACAUUCAACUUACAGUGUCUUGGAGACCUCCAUGAUUUAUAUGUAAUUUCUGACGUUUUGCUUUUGGCGGAUGUGCUUGAAAAGUAUAGAAACAUGUGCUGGACUCGCAUGGGUCUGGAAGCUCUCUGUUAUGUCUCUCUUCCGUCACUCACGUUUGAUGCAUGUAUGAAGUUAACCGGAAGGAAGCUUGAGAUUAUCAAGGAUAUUGACAUGCUACAAAUGAUUGAGCUUGGAAUCAGAGGUGGAGUAAGCGUCAUAUCACAUCGACAUGCUAAAGCAAACAAUCCGAGGAUUCCUGGCUUUGACCCCAACUUACCCGAGUCUUACUUACUAUACAUCGAUGCCAAUAACCUCUAUGGGUAUGCCAUGAGUGAGAAAGUACCUGUUGACGGUUUUAAAUGGGAUAAUGAUACAGUCUGGACACGUGACAUGAUAAUGGAUCUGGAUGCAAAUGAUACUAAGGGGUAUAUAUUUGAGGUAGACUUGGAAAUACCAGAGAAUAUACAUGAUAAAACGGAUAUGUACCCUCUCUGUCCUGAACAUCUAGAGAUAUCUGAGAACAUGAUCUCACCAAAAUCCAGGGAAAUCAGAGGUCGCAGAAAGAAAGCUCCAAAGUUCAAGGCAAUCAAAUUGGCGCCCAACCUACAGUCCAAGUCGGCAUAUGUCACUCAUUUAAGGAACUUGCAGUUUUAUCUCUCCCAAGGUGUUGUACUUGUAAAAGUACACCGGGUCAUCUGUUUCAACCAAGCAGCCUGGAUACAGCCCUACAUUGCAGAGAACACCAGGUUGCGCCAGCAAGCAACUGAUGACUUUAUGAGGGAUUACUACAAGCUGCUCAAUAAUGCAUUUUUCGGUAAAACCAUGGAAAAUGUGCGGAAACGUGUCAAAAUUGUCCUUGUAAACAACAGUAGAGGUCAUUUUUGGCAGACCUCCAAACCUACUUUUAAGCGUUUUCAGAUUUUUAAUGAAAGCCUUGUAGGUGUUGAGCUUGCACAAACAAAUUUGACGCUUGAUAAACCAAUUUAUGUUGGUUUUACUGUGCUGGAGUUAUCAAAACUCCUAAUGUUUAAGUUUCAUUACACGGUCAUGCAAGCCAACUUUGACAAACUGGAACUAUGCUUCACUGACACAGACAGUUUCCUUUACCACAUUUACUGCAAGAACCUGUACUUGGAACACCUGGAGAGGCUAAAGAAUCACUUUGACUUCUCAAAGUAUCCUAGAGAUCAUCCGCUGUAUUCAGAUACAAACAGAGCAGUAGUUGGAAAAUUCAAAGACGAAACUAAUGGAGUAGCAAUCGUUGAGUUCAUAGGGCUUCGCUCAAAGUGUUACUCUAUUCUAACUGGAGCUGGAAAGCAAAAGAGCACGGCUGCUGGUGUGAAACACAAUGUCCGUAACCGAAAACUGAACCAUGAUCUCUAUAGACAAGUCUUGUUCAACACAAUGAGAAAUCCUGAUACAGAAGAUUCUGACACAGAAGAUCACUUUAUAGAGCAAAAGACUUUUCGAUCACAGAAACAUGUGAUUUUCACCAUAAAUCAGAGAAAAGUUGGACUAACAAGAUAUGAUGACAAACGAUAUAUUUUGUCAGAUGGGGUAUCAACACGUGCACAUGGAAAUUUUAAAAAUGUGCAAGGUGGCUGAUGCUUUAAAUUUCAUUUUUGGUUCAAUCUUUCUUUUUUUUUAGUUUUAAUUGAUUUUGUAACUUGUAUAUAUUGUAAUGUUAGAUAUUCAAUUUAUUUGAUAAUUUGUUUAUG
This is a messenger RNA of Bolinopsis microptera, 4373 nucleotides long. RefSeq lists its product as uncharacterized. Gene Ontology annotation, biological process: DNA replication. The record is from RefSeq and is a predicted model, not a curated record. The coding region runs from base 1 to 4260 and encodes 1419 amino acids. Gene Ontology annotation, molecular function: DNA binding; DNA-directed DNA polymerase activity; nucleotide binding. NCBI's taxonomy places the organism in Eukaryota, Metazoa, Ctenophora, Tentaculata, Lobata, Bolinopsidae. The transcript is spliced from 18 exons.